Heterocephalus glaber (naked mole-rat) is the source of this 992-nucleotide messenger RNA. Its product is annotated as sperm motility kinase 2B-like. Gene Ontology annotation, biological process: intracellular signal transduction; protein phosphorylation. Gene Ontology annotation, cellular component: cytoplasm. Gene Ontology annotation, molecular function: ATP binding; protein serine/threonine kinase activity. Lineage: Eukaryota; Metazoa; Chordata; Mammalia; Rodentia; Bathyergidae. The record is from RefSeq and is a predicted model, not a curated record.
CCUGGAUGUUUGGUCCCUUGGAGUUUUAUUAUAUGAAAUCCUCACGGGGCAGCUCCCGUUUAAUGGGGCUAAAAUAGAGAUGGUCCGAACUAUGCUAUCUGGGAGGUACUCUUGUCCCCAGUCCAUCUCCCGGGAUGCACAAGAUCUCAUCCGGAACCUCCUGCACUCCAACCCCAGGAUGCGGCCCACAGUGCAGGAGGUGCUGCAGCACGAGUGGCUCCAAGGUGUCCCACCCCUCAGUCCUCCUGAGCUCCCUAUCCCUGUAAAAACUCAUAUCCUCCACCUGAUGGACAGGAUGGGAUUUGACCCGCCGAAGGUCCUUCACUCAGUGAAUAGAAAGGCGUACAACAACGAGAUGGCCACAUUCCUGCUGUUGCAGAGGCUGGCACUCCAGGGGGUGCCCUUAAGGAUAUGCGUGAGGCCUGUGUGGGCACCUGAGAAUGAGGAUGCCCCUGAACAGGAAAUAGCAUCAACCUCAACAGCUCCUGCACCCUCAUCUCACAUCCCCCGGAGGAGUGCCAGCGCACUUGUCACCUGCAUGGGCCUCUUAUUUCCUGGGGUGAAGCCCACAGGAAGGCAGGGUGGUGGAGGCUCCCAGCCACCCAUUCCCAUCCCCAGGACCCCAACUCCCGGCAUGUCCUGCCAGCCUAGCCCUGCCGCUCCCAGGGUGUUCUGCCAGCCUGGCCCUGGGGCUUCCUGCUCUACCUCCAGCCCCACCUCCACCCCUAGCAGCAGAGGGAGGCAAUGCUGGAAGGCUCUGAAGAGGAGCAGCAGAGACUACCUGACAGCCCUGUGCUGCGGCUGCCUGCCACCCUCAGGGCGCCACCAAAACAAGGUGGCCCCAAUUACAGAUCCUUGAGAAGUGACUCCGUAGAUGUGGCGAUCCUGCUCAUGGGGUAUAAGACCGAGGGCCUUACCAACACUCCAAGGAGCUGAGUGCAGUGAAGAACACCUGGGAAGGAACACACUGGACAAGUUGAAAAAUAAAACAG